Messenger RNA from Apaloderma vittatum (bar-tailed trogon), 1399 nucleotides. RefSeq names its product potassium voltage-gated channel subfamily KQT member 1-like. The annotation marks the transcript as partial. The transcript has 11 exons. Gene Ontology annotation, molecular function: voltage-gated potassium channel activity. NCBI's taxonomy places the organism in Eukaryota, Metazoa, Chordata, Aves, Trogoniformes, Trogonidae. The record is from RefSeq and is a predicted model, not a curated record. Gene Ontology annotation, cellular component: membrane. Gene Ontology annotation, biological process: transmembrane transport; potassium ion transport.
AUGACCCAUGUUGGAACAGACAUCAACAUCGCGACACAUGGAGGACCCCAAGACAGAGCAGGUGGAUAUUUUCUGAAGGAACUACAGCCCAUGGAGAGCCCAUGCUGGAGCAGGGGAAUUGUGGCCUAUGGAGGACUCGUGCUGGAACAGGUUUAUCCUGAAGGACUGCAGCCUGUAGAAGGGCCAAGGCUGGAGCUGGGGAACAGUGCAGGGACAUCCAGCUCUGCUGCCUUUCUGAUAUUGACAGGAAGAGGCAAGUUGUUCUAUCAGCCAGUCACAGGGCAGUUUGCAAAAGGACAAGUCCUGGGGGCAAAAAUAGGUGAAAGGAAUGAACCAGGUGGCUGGAAGAUGUACAGGCCUUUGGGAUUUCUCUUGGUUCUGAUUUGUUUAAUAUUCAGUGUACUAUCUACUAUAGAGCAUUAUUCAGAAUUUGCCACUGGAACCCUUUUCUGGAUGGAAAUAGUUCUGGUUGUGUUUUUUGGUGCUGAAUACGUGGUUCGACUAUGGUCUGCAGGCUGCAGGAGUAAGUAUGUUGGCUUCCAGGGAAGAAUACGGUUUGCCAGAAAGCCAAUAUCAAUUAUCGAUCUAAUUGUAGUAUUAGCCUCAAUUAUUGUUCUGAGCAUAGGAUCUAAUGGACAGGUGUUUGCUACCUCUGCAAUAAGGGGAAUACGGUUUCUCCAGAUACUUCGCAUGCUUCAUGUAGAUCGACAGGGUGGCACCUGGCGACUGUUAGGAUCGGUUGUUUUCAUACAUCGUCAGGAACUCAUAACCACAUUAUACAUUGGAUUCUUGGGAUUAAUUUUUUCAUCCUAUUUUGUUUAUCUUGCUGAGAAGGAUGCAGUCGAUGAGGAUGGAAAGACAGGUUUCUCCAGCUACGCUGAUGCCCUUUGGUGGGGUGUGGUAACGGUCACAACAAUUGGUUACGGAGACAAAGUUCCCCAGACGUGGAUUGGGAAGACAAUAGCAUCCUGUUUUUCAGUAUUUGCUAUAUCUUUCUUUGCCCUACCAGCGGGUAUUCUGGGGUCUGGUUUUGCCCUUAAAGUACAGCAGCAGCAACGUCAGAAGCAUUUCAACAGACAAAUCCCAGCUGCAGCUUCUCUAAUUCAGACUUUGUGGAGAUGCUAUGCAGCAGAGAAAUCCUACAGCUCGACAGCAACAUGGAAGAUCUAUGUUACACCACCAGUGCAAAAUCCAAAAAAACCACCAGCGCCAUCUAGCCCUAGUCUGAGAAAACAGGCUAGAAGAUAUAAAAGGAAGGGGAAACUAGGCUGUGGUAAUGGCUCUGCACCUGUAAUAAACCCAGGAGAGAAUGCCUUGUCUGUUCCACAGAUCACUUAUGAUCACACUGAUGAACAAGAAGACAAAAAAGAUGUGUCUUUCUACAUUGAUGAACCAAGAG